AUGCAGUUUAUCUACGUGUUACCGGGAUGGGAAGGGUCGGUUGCGAAUGGUAGAGUUCUUCGGGAUGCUCUUCUUAGACCACAUGGAUUGAAAGUUCCAAGACCGGGUUAUUACUUAGUUGAUGUUGGAUAUACAAAUGGAGAGGGUUUUCUAGCCCCGUAUAGAGGGCAAAGGUAUCACUUAAAUGAAUGGCGUCAUGGGCACCAACCAACUACAGCAAAGGAAUUCUUUAACAUGAAACAUUCAUCAGCAAGAAAUGUCAUUGAACGAUGUUUUGGAAUUUUGAAGGGAAGAUGGGGAAUAUUAAAGGACAAUUCAUAUUAUCCAAUUGAAAUGAAAAAUAAGAUCAUAAUGGCAUGUUGUCUGCUACAUAACUUCAUAAGACAAGAAAUGGAAGUAAAUCCUUUUAACAAUGAAUGUGAUCGGGAUGAGGGAACCGGAGAUGUUGGACCUGAAGAUGUUGAUAAUAUUACUUCUGUAGGGACUUCGAAUGAAUGGACCAUAUUUAGAGAUAAUUUAGCGGAGUCCAUGUGUAUGACAAGUCAAAUUAGAAAUUAUAAGACAUGGACAAACAAUGAAGAAGCAAAGCUAGUUGAGGCAUUAGUGAAUAUGACAAAUGUUGGAGGAUUUAAAGUCGAUAAUGGUUUUAAGUCAAGUUAUUUGCAACAUCUUGAGCAAGCAUUAAAACAAUCACUUCCGGACUCGGGUAUUUUAGGUAAGCCACAUAUUGAGUCAAAGAUAAAAACCAUGAAGAGAGAUUGUCAAUGUGUCUACAAUAUGGUAAAUGGUUCAAACACAAUCGAGUUUGGUUAUGAUUCUGAAAAACAUUGUGUUACUGUUGAGGAUCCGGUUUGGGAGGCGUACCUACAGGUUCAUAAAGAAGCGACUAGAUGGAAACACAAAUCAUUUCCUUACUAUGAAGAUCUUUGCAUUGUUUUUGGAAAAGACCAAGCUCAAGGAAAUAGAGCUAGAGAUUUCAUUGAGAUGCAGCAAGAUGUGAACUUAGAAGAAGAAAUGCAAGAGUCGGAUGAUAACAUACUUGAAUCCGAGGAAAUUAGCCAUAAUACAUCAGUGCAAAAUGAUGAAACUUCACCAAGUGUUCGCUCUAAUAAGAGGAAACGGCCUGCCGAUGAUGUGUUCCAUAAUGUCGUUGGUUUGAUUACUGAAAGUCUUAAAGAAAUAUCAAAAGAUUUGAGUGAAUGUAUUAAAUUUGACGUAAAGAUUAACGAAUUGAGUGAGAAGAUCCCUCCAGAGAUUUUAAAGAUGGGUUCAUUAAGUCAAGUCGAGAAGUUCGAAGCUUUGACAACGGUGUAA
Molecule: messenger RNA, 1314 nt
Organism: Lactuca sativa (garden lettuce)
Lineage: Eukaryota; Viridiplantae; Streptophyta; Magnoliopsida; Asterales; Asteraceae
Source: RefSeq, a predicted model, not a curated record